AUGCCUCCCCGGACUUGCGCUCUCUGCGACGAUGCUCGCGCGAUACUCAAGCGACCAAAGACUGGGCAACAAAUAUGCAAGGAGUGUUUCUUCUAUGUCUUUGAGACGGAGGUCCACAACACGAUUCAAGAGGCUCAGCUCUUCAAACGAGGAGACAGAGUAGCGAUCGGGGCCUCGGGCGGUAAAGAUUCUACUGUGCUGGCGCAUGUCAUGAAGGCUCUGAACGAGCGGUACGACUACGGCUUGGACCUCUUCCUUUUGUCGAUAGACGAAGGCAUAACCGGGUAUCGAGAUGACUCCCUGGAGACGGUGAAACGGAAUCAACAACAGUACGACAUGCCGCUCAAGAUUCUGUCAUAUGACGAGCUGUAUGGAUGGACCAUGGACGCGAUCGUCUCGCAAGUUGGGAAGAAGAAUAACUGCACAUUCUGCGGUGUUUUCCGAAGGCAGGCACUCGAUCGGGGAGCCGCCACCCUCAAUGUCGACCACAUUGUCACCGGUCACAACGCGGAUGAUAUCGCGGAGACGGUGCUGAUGAACAUCAUGAGAGGAGACAUUGCGCGUUUGGGUCGAUGUACUUCUAUCUGUACCCAGGGGGAAGAUACCAUCAAGAGAUCCAAGCCGUUCAAGUACGCGUACGAGAAGGAGAUCGUCAUGUAUGCCUAUUUCAAGAAGCUAGACUACUUCUCGACAGAGUGCAUCUACUCGCCCGAUGCUUACCGGGGGCACGCUCGAGUCUUCUUGAAGGACCUCGAGGCCGCUCGCCCGAGCGCCAUCAUUGAUAUCAUCCACUCCGGGGAAGCUUUCGAGGUCAAGGACGAUGUGAAAGCUACGCAAAAGAUCCAGCAAAUUUGUAAGCGCUGCGGAUACAUGUCAAGCAACGAACUUUGCAAGGCGUGCACUCUGCUCGAGGGCCUCGAGCGCGGGCUCGCUAAUGCUGCGAUCACCGAUCGCUCUAGAAAGAAACUCGACGCCGACGGUCCAGCUCCAGCAAAUCUGCGCCAAAUCCCUCUUUUCGAGCUUCCCGCAACUUUGCAGCGCAAUACAAAUGCUCCACUUGCAGUUCCGCCAUAG
Trametes versicolor FP-101664 SS1 is the source of this 1074-nucleotide messenger RNA. Its product is annotated as cytoplasmic tRNA 2-thiolation protein 1. Gene Ontology annotation, molecular function: tRNA binding. The coding region runs from base 1 to 1074 and encodes 357 amino acids. The transcript has 7 exons. The record is from RefSeq and is a predicted model, not a curated record. Gene Ontology annotation, cellular component: mitochondrion; cytosolic tRNA wobble base thiouridylase complex. NCBI's taxonomy places the organism in Eukaryota, Fungi, Basidiomycota, Agaricomycetes, Polyporales, Polyporaceae. Gene Ontology annotation, biological process: tRNA wobble position uridine thiolation.